Molecule: messenger RNA, 492 nt
Organism: Pocillopora meandrina
Lineage: Eukaryota; Metazoa; Cnidaria; Anthozoa; Scleractinia; Pocilloporidae
Source: the annotation of a GenBank genome assembly
AUGCUCCUCACCAGUGAAGUGGUCAUUCUUGUCGUUUCUGGUAAGGACAGCGCUCCAAUUCAAAAACCCACGGUGAAAAUCCCUGGAGGUGUCAGUCGACUAGUGUUCGACCCCAAGAUUCUCUCUGUUGCUUACAUCAGCCUCGUAUACCUUGAUAAGAUUGCAGUGUUGGAUCUGGAUUCUCUUCGAGUGAGCUACAUUGAUGGGGUCGGGAGUGUGCUGACGGCACCUGGUAUGCAUUCUGUGAGCCGUUCUCUGGUCGUAGCAGGGCCUUGGAUGGUAACACCAGCUACAGCUAAUAAUUCCGUCGCCGUAAUCAACAUAGCCAACCGUGAGCUAGAGGGCAUGGUGCAAGGGGUCGUCCAAGGCUUGCGCAUGAUUGCCGUGCGUCAAAAAGUUCCUGGUCCUUUAAACGCUGCAGAGUUUAUUUAUUUUUCACCCCUUAAGCUGAUUAUUACCUUACUAUUUGCUUUACAAGUAACCGUUGGGUAA